Bipolaris zeicola 26-R-13 is the source of this 1029-nucleotide messenger RNA. RefSeq lists its product as uncharacterized. Gene Ontology annotation, biological process: regulation of transcription by RNA polymerase I; DNA damage response; protein phosphorylation. The coding region runs from base 1 to 1029 and encodes 342 amino acids. Gene Ontology annotation, molecular function: protein serine/threonine kinase activity; ATP binding. Gene Ontology annotation, cellular component: protein kinase CK2 complex; nucleus; cytosol. NCBI's taxonomy places the organism in Eukaryota, Fungi, Ascomycota, Dothideomycetes, Pleosporales, Pleosporaceae. The transcript has 4 exons. The record is from RefSeq and is a predicted model, not a curated record.
AUGGCGCUCAACAACUCGAGCGGCGCCACGAGCAUCGCCCGCGUCUAUGCCGAUGUCAACGCAAACAUGCCCCGCUCCUACUGGGACUACGACUCGGUCAACAUCUCGUGGGGCGUGCUGGAAAACUACGAGGUCGUCCGCAAGAUUGGCCGCGGAAAGUACUCCGAGGUCUUUGAGGGCAUCAACGUUGUCAACUACCAGAAAUGCGUCAUCAAGGUCCUCAAGCCCGUCAAGAAGAAGAAGAUCAAGCGUGAAAUCAAGAUUCUGCAAAAUCUGUCGGGCGGCCCCAACAUUGUCUCGCUGCUCGACGUGGUGCGCGAUAACCAGAGCAAAACCCCUUCGCUCAUAUUCGAAUAUGUCAACAACACCGACUUCCGCAGUCUGUACCCCAAGUUCCAGGACUUUGAUGUGCGCUUCUACAUCUUCGAGCUGCUCAAGGCCCUCGACUUCUGCCACAGCAAGGGUAUCAUGCACCGCGAUGUCAAGCCUCACAACGUCAUGAUUGACCACGAGAAGCGAAAGUUGCGCCUGAUUGAUUGGGGUCUGGCCGAGUUCUACCAUGCAGGAACAGAGUACAACGUCCGCGUUGCGUCGCGUUACUUCAAGGGUCCCGAGCUGCUAGUCGACUUCCAGGAGUACGACUACUCGCUCGACAUGUGGUCGCUGGGCGCUAUGUUUGCCUCGAUGAUUUUCAGGCGAGAACCCUUUUUCCACGGCAACAGCAACUCGGACCAGCUGGUCAAAAUUGCAAAGGUCCUUGGCACUGAGGACCUCUUCGACUACCUCGACAAGUACGACAUUGAACUGGAUGCCCAGUACGACGACAUACUCAGUCGAUAUCCCAAGAAGCCCUGGCACUCGUUUAUCAAUGCCGAGAACCAGCGCUUUGUCAGCAACGACGCCAUUGACUUCCUUGACAAGUUGCUACGAUAUGACCACCAGGAACGACUUACUGCCCAAGAGGCCAUGUCGCAUCCUUACUUUGCUCCUGUCCGACAAGCUGCGCAGCAGAACAGCACCGCAGCAUGA